This is a messenger RNA of Lactuca saligna, 315 nucleotides long. The record is from the annotation of a GenBank genome assembly. Lineage: Eukaryota; Viridiplantae; Streptophyta; Magnoliopsida; Asterales; Asteraceae.
AUGAGGACCCUUCAAGGUUCCAGAUAUGAAGACAUUUGUGACCAAUCAGAAACAGAUGACUAUGAAGGGUUUCUGGAUAUUGGUUUCAUGCAACAAGUUGUUGUUUCUACUACUCCAUUAAACGUUAUCUAUCCUGGUUCUUGUUUUGAGGGGAAGUUUGCUCAAGAGGUUCCUCAAGGAACAAAUAGUGACAUUGAUUCUGAUGAUGGUGUUCAGCUUAAUCCACAAAAAAGAAAGGCUUCCUUCUUAGGGGAGCUGUUAACUCUAAACCUGGAAGUUCCUAUACAGCUGGUGAUACUUCAGCACCUCCUCUAA